CAACAAUGUCAAUGUGAGAAGACAACACGUGAAUUUAUUUUGAAAAAAUAUUUGAUUUAAUUCGUACAGUUAUGGCUGAUGAAGCCAUAUUUGACAAAAAAAAAUCACAUCGAGCUAAACAUGCCGGGAGAAAAGCGGAGAAAAAGAAAAAGAAGAACCAAGUGGAUCAGUCUAACCUAACUGCGAGGCAAAGAAAUCCAAAAGCGUUUGCUAUUCAAUCAGCCGUUCGGGCUGAAAGACAAUUCCGACGCCGAGAAGAUGUUAUUUCCAAGAAGCAGCACAUACCACAAGUCGAUAAGACUCCAUUAGAUCCGCCACCGAUUGUUGUGGCCGUUGUCGGUCCUCCGAGAGUAGGCAAAACAACUCUUAUAAAUAACCUUAUUAAGAGUUUCAUUAAAACAAAUGUGACUAAUACAAACGGCCCCAUAACAAUAGUAACUUCCAAAAAAAGACGGCUCACUUUGAUUGAAUGUAAUAAUGAUAUUAACUCAAUGAUCGACAUAGCUAAAUGCGCUGAUCUUGUCCUGCUACUUUGCGACGCGAGCUUUGGUUUUGAGAUGGAAAUCUUUGAAUUCUUAAAUAUAUGUCAAGUCCAUGGAAUGCCUAAAAUAAUGGGUGUUUUGACUCAUCUUGACAUGAUAAAGAAUGCUAAGAAACUUAAAAUGACUAAAAAAACAUUGAAACAUCGGUUCUGGACUGAAGUUUAUUCGGGAGCCAAGUUGUUCUACCUUUCUGGUAUUCUACAUGGGGAGUAUUUGAGAAAUGAAAUAAAAAAUUUAUCUAGAUUCAUAUCAGUCAUGAAAUUUAGACCUCUAAGCUGGAGAAUGACUCAUGCCUAUUUGUUGGCUGAUCGAUUAGAAGAUAUCACAAGCCAGGAGAGUAUAAGAAAGGACCCCAAAAUAAACAGAGAUGUGGUGCUUUAUGGAUAUGUCAGGGGAGUACCAAUGAUGAAAGACUCUGUUGUUCAUAUAGCAGGUGUCGGAGAUAUGAAGAUAAGUGAAUUAUCAUAUUUACCAGACCCUUGUCCAUUGCCAAACAGUGAAAAAAAAAGGCACUUGAUGGAAAGAGAAAGACAAAUAUAUGCACCUUUUUCAGGUGUUGGUGGUAUAGUAUAUGAUAAAGAUGCUGUCUAUAUUGAACUUAAAGGAUCCCAUUCACAUAAACGCGAAGAUGAAGAAGCAGAUGAAAAGAAGGCUUUAUUAAAAAAUGUUGUAGAAACAAAGGAAACAGUUGAUGAGCAAAUGCAGGAAACUGGUCUAAAACUUUUUAGUGGAGGUGAUGUUAUAUAUCCAGAUAUGGUCAAGGAUGAUGAAUACUUACAGUGUGGUAAAAACCAGGACAGUUCUGACGAAAAUGAGUCAGAGGAUGAAAGUGAUUCUGGAAAUGAUAGUGGUAUAGAUCAAAGUGAAAAAGAAACCAAGACCAGCUCAAAACUCCCUUGGGAUAAUAAUUCGGGCUCUGAGGAAGAAGCUGAUGAUGAUGGCGUCGAAAAAAAAAUACCUGAAAAUGAGCCAAAUUCUGAUGAUUCAGACUCUGAAAAAUCUGAAGCUGAAGAGGAUGAUUAUAAUACAAAAUGGAAAGAAAAAUUAAGUGAAAAAGCGACAAUGGCAUAUUUUGAGCGACAAAAGACUUCUAAGAACAUUAUGAAACUAGUAUAUGGAGAUUUUGAAAUUGGCAACAAAACGAAACAGACAAAAGAGGGAGAGGAUAGUGAUAAUAGUGAUGACGAAGAAAUUGGAGGACUCUUUAAAAAAGUGACUAGCACUCAGAAAAAGAAACAUAGGGAGAAAGAACAAUUAGAUCAAGAUGAAUGUUCAUUUUUUUAUUCUUUAGACAAACCCAAUUUAACAGAUUGGACAAAAGAUUUAUACAAACAGAUUUUAAUCAAUAAUUUUGUAACUGGCAAAAGAUCUGCAGAUGAAGAUGCUGAGGAACUUUUACGAUUGGAUGACGCUAGUGAUGGUGAUGAUGAAAUGUACGGAGAUUUCGAAGAUUUAGAAACAGGUGAAAAACAUGUUAACGCAGAAAAUACAACGGAAGCCUCGAAAGAGGAAGUGGGAUCUAAACGAAAAGCUGACCCAACUAAAUCAGAAAUUCUCAAUAAAAAAUUAAAAUUGAAGGCUAAGUUUGACUCCGAAUAUGACAACCCAGAUGACCACAGAAUCAAAGGCGAUCAUUCAUAUUACGAAAGCCUAAAAGCAGAAGCACUAAAACAAUCAGAGUUGAAUAAAUCAGUUUUCGAAAACUUAGACAAUGGUUUAAGAAUUGAGGUAGAAGGGUUUAGACCAGGCCUGUAUGUCAGAAUGCUAUUCAAAAAUAUGCCUUCCGAGUUCGUUACGAACUUCGAUUCUAGUUAUCCACUUCUUAUUGGCGCAUUAAACAUGGCUGAACAGAACAUCGGAUUUGUAUCUUGCAAGGUAAAAAAACAUAGAUGGUAUAAAAAAAUUCUAAAAACGAAUGAUCCUCUGAUUAUAUCCCUUGGUUGGCGGCGAUUCCAAACAUUACCAAUAUAUUCUAAAAUUGAAGACGACAUGAAAUGCAGAUAUUUAAAAUAUACCCCUGAACACGUCACGUGUAAUAUGCACUUCUAUGGACCAGUAACACCACAAAAUACAGGUUUUUUGGCGUUGCAAACUGUCAAUAAUGCUUCUAAUGAAAUAAAACAGUUGGGCUUCAGAAUAGCAGCAACGGGUAGCGUUAACGAAAUCAAUAAAUCCACACAGAUUAUGAAAAAAUUAAAACUAGUUGGAACACCUCUAAAGAUUUAUAAAAAAACCGCUUUCAUCAAAGAUAUGUUUACGACAACUCUUGAAGUUGCAAAAUUCGAGGGAGCGAGGGUUAAAACUGUUUCCGGCAUCAGAGGACAGAUUAAAAAAGCUUUGAACAAGCCCGAAGGUGCAUUCCGCGCCACUUUUGAAGAUAAAAUCCUUAUGAGUGAUGUUAUUUUCUGCAGGACUUGGUUUAAAGUAGAUGUUACCAAAUUUUACGCGCCAGUAGUAAAUCUCUUACUCCCUAUCGGUAGUAAGAACGCUUGGGAGGGAAUGAAAACGAAAGGUCAGCUGAAGCGAGAACGUAAUAUUAAACAUGAGGCAAACAACGAUUCAAUGUACACUGAGAUUGCCAGACAGCCCAAGGUGUUUAAACCAUUGGUAAUACCAAAAGAAUUACAAAAGGCUUUACCUUAUAGGUUAAAACCGAAAGGAAAGACAAUAACAUUAACAGGCAUGAAUACAAAAGAAAAAUUCUCAAAUAGAAUAGCUGUCAUAAAGAAUCCACACGAACAGAAAGUUUCCAAUGUUAUGAAAAUGUUGAAAACUAACUUCGAGAAGAAGAAAGAAGUUCAAAAAGAAUUAACGUCAGAGAAAAUGAAAAAGUAUAAAAAACAACAAGAAGAAGUCGAGUGGCGUAAAUUGAAACGACAAAAGGAGAUGAAGAAGAAAAUUUGUAGACAUUUAAGUAAAAUGUCGAAUAAAACGCAGAAACAAAUGUAAUGUACUGUACGCUUAUUUGUUAUAUUUAAAAUAAAAUAAAUAUUUUCAAAAUC
Messenger RNA from Nymphalis io (European peacock), 3544 nucleotides. RefSeq names its product ribosome biogenesis protein BMS1 homolog. Bases 72 to 3491 code for a protein of 1139 amino acids. The transcript has 2 exons. Gene Ontology annotation, biological process: maturation of SSU-rRNA from tricistronic rRNA transcript (SSU-rRNA, 5.8S rRNA, LSU-rRNA); ribosome biogenesis; endonucleolytic cleavage of tricistronic rRNA transcript (SSU-rRNA, 5.8S rRNA, LSU-rRNA). Gene Ontology annotation, molecular function: U3 snoRNA binding; GTPase activity; GTP binding. Gene Ontology annotation, cellular component: nucleus; 90S preribosome. The record is from RefSeq and is a predicted model, not a curated record. NCBI's taxonomy places the organism in Eukaryota, Metazoa, Arthropoda, Insecta, Lepidoptera, Nymphalidae.